Molecule: messenger RNA, 3639 nt
Organism: Cajanus cajan (pigeon pea)
Lineage: Eukaryota; Viridiplantae; Streptophyta; Magnoliopsida; Fabales; Fabaceae
Product: lysine-ketoglutarate reductase/saccharopine dehydrogenase bifunctional enzyme
Cellular component (GO): cytoplasm
Molecular function (GO): saccharopine dehydrogenase activity
Source: RefSeq, a predicted model, not a curated record
AGUCACAGUACACGUCACGUGUCACGUAUCAGCCUUUUUAAAUAUUACACGUUGUUAUCAUUGUUUUUGAGAAGUUGACAUUGUUGCAACCACGAACUAAUGAGCUGCACAGCUUGGCAUUCUAGUUUAGUUGUUACGCUCGUAUCCUAUUAGAAAUCAUUUCUUCUCCUAUCGUUGUUUGUUUCUGGAUCAGUACUUCUCUCAUUCAGUUUCAAUCUUAAUCAAUCACAACAACGCGUUCAAUUACUGAUAUUGGAGGGUGAAAGGAUCAUGCUUGGGAACGGGGCUGUCGGGAUCUUAGCAGAAUCUGUGAAUAAAUGGGAAAGAAGGGCACCUUUGACCCCUUCACACUGUGCUCGAUUACUCCAUGGUGGGACAGGUGUUUCCAGAAUCAUUGUGCAGCCUUCCACUAAGAGAAUUCAUCAUGAUGCUCUCUAUGAAGAAGUUGGUGCUGAAAUAUCCCAAGACUUGUCACAAUGUGGUCUCAUCCUUGGCAUUAAGCAACCAAAGCUGGAGAUGAUAUUACCGGAUAGAGCUUAUGCCUUCUUCUCGCAUACACAUAAAGCACAGAAAGAAAACAUGCCUUUGCUGGAUAAGAUUCUAGCUGAGAGGGCAUCGUUAUAUGACUAUGAAUUAAUUGUUGGGGACAAUGGGAAAAGGUUACUUGCAUUUGGAAAAUUUGCUGGUAGAGCUGGAAUGAUUGAUUUUUUGCGUGGAUUAGGACAACGGUUUUUAAGUCUUGGAUAUUCAACACCUUUCUUAUCACUUGGAUCAUCUUACAUGUACCCUUCCCUGGCUGCUGCUAAGGCUGCUGUGAUUUCUGUUGGUGAAGAAAUUGCGACGCAGGGAUUGCCAUUGGGGAUCUGUCCCCUGGUUUUUGUAUUUACUGGUUCAGGAAAUGUUUGUUCUGGUGCACAAGAGAUAUUUAAGCUUCUUCCUCAUACCUUUGUGGAUCCAUCUAAGCUACACGACCUACAUAGAACGGACACAGAUCAUCCAAGGCAUGCUUCAAAAAGAGUUUUCCAAGUUUAUGGUUGUGUUGUGACUGCCCAAGACAUGGUUGAACCCAAAGAUCCCAAGAAAGUGUAUGACAAAGCAGACUACUAUGCACACCCUGAGCAUUACAAUCCCACUUUCCAUGAAAAAAUAGCACCAUAUGCAUCUGUUAUUGUCAAUUGCAUGUAUUGGGAGCAAAGAUUUCCUCAAUUGUUGAGCUAUAAGCAGAUGCAAGACUUGAUGAGCCAAGGGUGCCCCCUUGUUGGAAUAGCAGACAUAACGUGUGAUAUAGGGGGUUCAAUUGAGUUUGUUAACCACACUACAUCAAUUGAUUCGCCCUUCUUCAGAUAUGAUCCCAUAACGAAUUCUUACCAUGAUGAUAUGGAGGGGAAUGGUGUGAUAUGUUUAGCUGUCGACAUUCUUCCAACAGAAUUUGCAAAAGAGGCUUCCCAACAUUUUGGAAACAUACUUUCCCAAUUUGUCACAAACUUGGCUUCUGCUACAGACAUAACAAAGUUGCCUGCUCACUUAAGGAGAGCUUGCAUAGUCCAUAGAGGAGUGCUAACCUCGUUAUAUGAUUAUAUCCCACGCAUGCGGAAUUCUGAUCCCGAGGAAGUAUCAGAAAACUCGGCAAAUUCUUUAUCUAACAAGAGGAAAUACAAUAUAUUGGUAUCUCUGAGUGGUCACUUAUUUGAUAAAUUUCUGAUAAACGAGGCCUUAGACAUUAUUGAAGCUGCAGGAGGCUCCUUCCACUUAGUCAAUUGCCAUGUGGGUCAGAGUGCUGAAGCUGUAUCAUUUUCUGAACUUGAAGUUGGUGCAGAUGAUAAGGCUGUUCUGGACCAAAUCAUUGAUUCUUUAACAUCUAUUGCUAAUCCAAAUGAAAAUGAUAGAUUUUCAAAUCAAGAUUCAAGUAAAAUUUCACUUAAGCUUGGUAAAAUAGAAGAUAAUGGCAUGGACAGGGAACCUGAUCUGAAAAAUAAGGCUGCAGUUUUAAUUAUUGGUGCCGGUCGGGUCUGUCAACCUGCUGCUGAAAUGAUAUCAUCAUUUGGAAGGCCAUCAUCAAUCCAAUGGUAUAAAACAUUGUUGGAAGAUGAUUUUGAAUGUCAAACUGAUGUAGAAGUCAUUGUGGGAUCUCUGUACCUGAAGGAUGCAGAGCAGAUUGUUGAAGGCAUUCCAAAUGUAACUGGAAUUCAGCUUGAUGUGAUGGAUCGUGCCAGUUUGAAUAAGUACAUUUCACAGGUUGAUGUUGUUAUAAGUUUGCUGCCCCCUAGUUGUCACGUUAUAGUAGCAAAUGCUUGCAUUGAGUUGAAGAAACAUCUUGUCACUGCUAGCUAUGUUGAUAGCUCCAUGUCAAUGCUAGAUGAUAAGGCUAAAGAUGCUGGUAUUACAAUUCUUGGAGAGAUGGGUUUGGACCCAGGAAUUGAUCAUAUGAUGGCAAUGAAGAUGAUCAAUCAAGCACAUGUACGGAAGGGUAAAAUAAAGUCUUUCACUUCUUAUUGUGGUGGACUUCCAUCUCCCGAAGCAGCUAACAAUCCGUUGGCAUAUAAAUUCAGUUGGAAUCCUGCAGGAGCCAUCCGAGCUGGGCGCAAUCCCGCGACCUACAAAUGGGGUGGUGAAACUGUACAUAUUGAUGGGGACAAUCUUUACGAUUCAGCUACAAGACUAAGGCUCCCGGAACUUCCUGCUUUUGCACUGGAAUGUCUCCCAAAUCGUAAUUCAUUACUUUAUGGGGAUUUGUAUGCGAUAACCGAAGCAUCAACCAUUUUCCGUGGAACCCUCCGCUAUGAAGGAUUUAGUGAGAUCAUGGCGACACUGUCUAGGAUUGGCUUAUUUAACAAUGAAGCUCAUUCGCUGCUAAUGAAUGAACCGAGACCAACUUUUAGAAAAUUUUUAUUUGAACUUCUCAAAGUUGUUAGUGAAGAUCCUGAUGGACCUUUGAUAGGAGAGAAUGAGAUCAUAGAACGACUAUUAACACAAGGGCACAGCAAAGAUCAAAGAAUUGCAACGAAGGCAGCAAAAACAAUCAUAUUCUUGGGACUUCUUGAGCUAACAGAAAUCCCUGCUUCCUGCAAAAGUGCUUUUGAUGUUGUUUGUUUCCGCAUGGAGGAGAGACUAUCAUACACCAGCACAGAAAAGGAUAUGGUGCUUUUGCACCAUGAAGUGGAAGUAGAAUACCCAGAUAGCCAAAUUACAGAGAAACAUAGAGCUACUUUACUGGAAUAUGGGAAAACUGUCAAUGGAAAAACCACAACUGCUAUGGCCCUUACUGUUGGUAUUCCAGCUGCUGUUGGAGCUCUGCUCUUGUUGACAAACAAAAUUCAGACUAGAGGAGUCUUAAGACCUAUUGAACCUGAAGUAUACACUCCAGCAUUGGAUAUUAUAGAAGCUUAUGGCAUCAAGUUGAUAGAGAAGACUGAGUAAUUUUCAUCUCUGAAGCGGCUGUUGAUGUAGAGGUGUACGUUGUUGUACACCAUGCAAUGUUAGAUCUGAAUAGAUAAACUAUAAUAAUUACUGCAUUUGUAGAAUUGCAACUACCAUUUAUACCGGUGUCAGAAUGAACCAUACAUUACCAUCAUUGCUAAAAUACUUAUUGGAAAUUCUUACACACAAUUUCAAUUGCAGCAAUACCAAUUCAUGCAACCA